AUGAGCCUCUCCAGACCAGACGUGGUACCCCUGCCGGACCCGCCGGUCGAGGUAGUGGCAAAGCGCCCUCGCGUAGAGGGCUUCAGCUUCUCAGGGUCCGUGGCCAUCAAGGUCUCAGCCAAGCCGUGGCAUGAGGAGGAUCGCAGAAGUUCUGCUCUUUUCCAAAUACAGACCGUGGUGGAGGCGUGGCCCAACGCGUUAGGCCUGGCAAGGCUGUGCCGUACGUUAGACGGCAUGGAUUUCGAGGAGCUGACGUACAGCAUUGAGGCGAGCGUCUCGCGCAAAGCGACGUCCACCAUCGUGCGACGCCUCAGCAGCUUGACCCACUACGUUAAGUGGAGCGCGACAACUUCCAUCACACCAUUUCCGGUUACGGAAAAGGCCGCGUGGGCCUAUCUGGUGCACCUGCGGCGAACGGAAGCAGCAUGGUCGAAGCCAGGCAGCUUCCAGCAGUGCAUCAAUUGCUGUCGGGGCGUCCUCGACUUGGAAGUCGAGCCUGACUUUAUGAAUAGCCCGCGCGUAGCGGGCCUUUGCAAAGGCUUCGAGUCGCCCGUCCCGGCACCGAAGCGUGCUCCAGCCCUCACGUUCGAGGAAGUCAGAUAUAUCGAGGCCAUCGCAGCCUCAGGUCCUAACGUUCAGGACGUCGUCAUAGUAGGGGCGAUUUUGUUCAUGCUGUUUGCCUGCGCUCGAGCGAGCGAUGCAGCCAGAGCGGUCUCGCUGCACGUGGAUUUUUCGGAUUCCACGGGAUCCACCGUGUGGAUCGAAGCAGAGGUCAAGAAGAGCAAGACGGCCAUGGGGGCCCGUUCCCGCAUGCUUCUGCCCUUGCUGGUGCCGUGCGGCAUUUUUGACGAGAUCUGGGACUUUCCAGAGGCCACCCGGCUCAGUAGCCACAGCCUGAAGGCGACCGGGCUUAGCUGGGCGGCGUCCGGGGUCCCGCUAGACACCAGGCGCCUUCUUGCGCACCAUGUGCACGACGGUGCGCGUAGCACAGAAACAUAUAGUCGAGACGUUCUCGCGCCGGCCGCACGCGUUUUCGAGGAGGCGCUUUUGGCCAUCGGAGCCGGCGACUUCGCUCCAGACAAUCCUCAGUUCGCGGGCAAGAACAACACUUUACGCCUGUCGGCAGAGCCACCCGUGGUGGAGGAGGACGUCUUCCUCAGACCCAGGAAACCGGCCGCGCAGGAGUGGCCGCUGGCCGAUGAGCCGGAUGUUCCGGAGGCAAAAGCUCACCUCUCAGACACUGACAACAGCGCAUCAGAGAGGGAGAGUGAGGACGAUAUGCCGCUGGACCCACCCCUGCCUCAGCAUCGUGAAAG
Molecule: messenger RNA, 1316 nt
Organism: Symbiodinium pilosum
Lineage: Eukaryota; Dinophyceae; Suessiales; Symbiodiniaceae
Source: the annotation of a GenBank genome assembly